GGAAUGGAGGCGAAGGUGGAACAACGAUUUCCUCAAAACGGACAUUUUAUAUUUUUUAAACGAAAUUGAAACCUACUUAUUUGGCCCAAAAAAUAUCACUGUUUAUCUCAUGAGGAACCAUUUGGACUUAACUGAAGUUCAGGUACAUCCAAUGGGGACCCUAAUGAACUAAAACAGGGAAAUUUUUAGGGUGAAAUAAGUGGGUUUCAAUUUCGUUCAAAAAAUAUAAAAUGUCCGUUUUAACGUAUUCGUUGUUGUGGUGGCGGAGUUAAUGGCGAGGGCAACGGCGGUGGUGGUGGCGGUGGCGGUGGUGCUCGUGGAGGCGGUGGUGAUGGUGGUGGGGGUGGCAAUGGCGAAGCCGAUGGAGGCGAUGGUGGCAAAAGUGGUGGCAAUGAUGGGAAAGGCGGUGGCGAUGGUGGUGGUGAUGGAGUUGAUGGCCGUUGUGGCACCUUUGGAGGCGGCGAUGUCGGUAGUGAUUACGGCGGAGGGUGAUGGGCAAUGGCGGAGGAUUGUGGAGGGCGGCGGAUUGAUGGCGGGCGGGGGCGGCCGGGAAGCCUCGAUGGUCGGGAAGUGGCAGAAGGCGAGAAAUGGUGGAGAGCGAGACAUGGCGAAGGAUGGUCAGGGCGAUGGUAGAGGGCAGAGGGUGGAGGGUGGCGGGUGAUGGUGAAGAAUUGUUAAGGGGGGCAGGUGGAUGGUGGAGGGCAGAGGGCGUGAAGCGCUUCCCACAGUUUGCCG
Messenger RNA from Chara braunii, 735 nucleotides. The record is from the annotation of a GenBank genome assembly. Lineage: Eukaryota; Viridiplantae; Streptophyta; Charophyceae; Charales; Characeae.